CCUUUCGCAGCGAUGCCAUCAUCAUCAGUUUCCUGGUGACUGGUCAAAGUAAAUGAAGCCCACCACUGCGGCUACCUGCCCCCUUCCCCAUUCCCCGCCCGUCUCCACAUCAAAAGAUAAACAAACGAGCUUUCAUGGCCACGAUGUGUCUCAGGAACCCACAUGCUGGUGCAGAAGUAGUAGCAGUGCAGUAGUACAAGUAGUGUGUUGCUUCGUAAAGUACAGAUCUCGAACCUCCUUCACGCUGCGCACACCACUUGUAGUUGCGGCAACCUCGCAGGAGGGAACGCAGCCGGGGGAGAAAGAGGAGCCGCAGGCCGCCCAAGAGUUCAAGGUUCCUCUCUGGCUCUCUGUUCCUAUCCAGGCUCUUGAAUCCAGACAAGACAUGUACCCAUUUUCUUGAAGGAAAUAAGUUUUUAAACUGGCAUCUCUUUCACGCAUAAAUGAUAAGGAACCAAGAUAAUAAAACAGAAUAUGCAUCAAGACAGUUUCAGAUCAGUGGUUUGCAGAUCCCUUUCGAAGAGUCUUCCCUCCACGAGCAAAGAUGGCAGCUAUCCUGAAAGAGCUCAGUGUACUGUCCCUUGUGUCGUCACACUGGAACCUACAGUUUGCCGAGCCUGCCAAAGCCGGGAUUGGAGCCUGUCACAAAGUAACCGUGAGGAGAGGUCCAUCUUGUCACAAAGAGAUUAUAUGAUGGCAUCCUCACUCUCCAGGCAUUUCGCCGAGGACCUCCUAAGAGGCGCCAUGGACCUCCAGGAGUCCCUUGUGAUGCUCGAGAAGUUCCAAUCCGUGUCACGGAGCAUGAGGAAACCGAAUAAGAAGAUACGACCAGAGACCGGUGAGAAAUCACCAGGAAUCCAUGAGUCCCUCUUUGAAGCAUCAAACACCAAGAAGGUAGUCCCUGGAAACAUCAGCAAUAGAUUUGAUGGGCAACUAAGGAACUGUACUGAUGAUCUGAAGAGAGUGAUCAAGGAUAGCCUUUACAGGAAGAACCUCUCCUCAGUGUCCUCCAGUGAUGAGCAGGCCUCCUUAAGUCGGUCCUCACGGUACGCACAAAACAGUUCUGCUGUAUCCAAGUCUACUAAGCAGAAGGUGGUGCCAAGAUCAUUAUCAUGUGCACCUGUGCAAGCUGAAAAGUCCAAAUCCCCAAGCUUGGUAGCGAGGCUUAUGGGCCUUGAUGGACUGCCCUCACACAACAGCAAUACUGCCAAGAAAGACGAGACACUGAAGACAGUGAGUUCACCAAGGGCACAGUUUGAUAUUGAGAUGCCUAGAUCAAAAACACCACCCUCAGAAAGACUACCAAAACAGCUAUUUGGAAACCACUCUGGUCGGAAGGGGAAGGCAGGGCAGGAGAUCAUGGAGAUAAGUCAAGUCAAAAGGCUUUUAAAGACCAUGUUGAAUUCUGAUGAGCACAAAGUCCAGCAGCACAAUGUUCGGAUGGAUUUUUCUUAUUUGCGAAAGAACAUCCUUCCUUUGCAGGAUACCUCAAUAAUUACCGAGCUCACGCAGAGAGAACAAAGAAUUAAACAAGGUCGAACCAAAGUCCCAGAGGACCUGAAGGUUGUGUCUCAUAUAACUCGAAAGCAUCGUAUAAAACAGAACACCGAGAUCAACAGGAGAAGCAUCGAUACGCAGAAAGAUCAUUUUACUAAUAGGAAGGGAGAAGGGAGGAAAGAUAGGAAGGCUAAAACAGUAUUGGCAUCUCCUACCAAUGCUAAAGUAGUGAAAAAGCCUGAUAAGAAAUUGAUUGCAUCAAGCAGCAACCCUUCAACAUGCCGUACAAUGAAGCCGAUCUUACGGAGAACACCUGGUAAUUCCAGGGAGAAGACGGUGUCAAGUAGAAAAACCCAGAACUUGACUAUUGAUGACAUUGUGGCAUAUGAGGUCAUCGAAACUGAUGGGCCAUCCACAGAACAUAGUGCAACACCUAGUGACGAAAGCUGCCAGAGCGCUGAUUGGGACACAGAACCUUCCAUCAACGAUGCCUGGGAAGAUUUUAGCGGAUCCAAUGAAGCUUCACUAGCUUCCAGCCUGAGCAGCCCACCGAUAAACAGAACACCAGCAAAGGAAGUUGAAAUAAAGGAUGAGAUGAGUUUGCUUCUCCUCAGUGACCAAUCAUUCCUUACCCGAGCAGCCCAACUCCUAGGUAUUAGUGCACCUUAUCAUCUGAUUGAGCAAUACAAAGGUACCUCCAAGGCUGAAAUGAAAAACCGCGAGCUCUGUAUUGACAUAGCAGCGGAGCAACUGGAACGAAAACUUCAUCAGCAGAAUAGCCCGCCUUACACCGUAUUCAGGGGGAAGAAAUGCAGAGCAACACACUUCUCUCUGGAGGCAUUGCUAGGUGAUAUCAGCAAUGGGACCCGGAUGCUGAAGAGCUACACCGAAGGCUACUGCGAUGACAGAGCCAGGAAAGAUAGUCUGUCCAUGAAGCUGGAGAAGGAUCUCGGAUGCACUGACCCGUCGACCAACAGCGUGUGGGACUUGGGGUGGCAGGAUUGGGUCUGCAUGGAAGAAACAGAGUGCUGGGUGGGAGAUGCCGGGGAGAGCGUUCUGUCUUUGCUCAUUGAGGAGAUUGCUCUGGACAUGCUGGUGAACUGACUAAUUGACCAUAGAAAAGAUGAAGUAGGGGUGGUUCUUGUACUGUCUUGGAGAAUUAGUUUCAGUCUGUACAUCAUUGGCACGGCUCGUGCUUUCGAUUGAGUUCUCUGUUAGACUUUGCCUCAUGUGUGUUUUCUAACGGGUGUUUUCCUUUAGUUUGUGCAUAUAUAUUUUUAGAUAAUGUAAGAGAAUUCUCCGGGUCUUUGCGCCAGAAGAUCCACACAAGUACACAACCAGGUUUGUUCUGUACUGCUGUUGUGUAUAGUUGCAUAAGGCGUGAUAGGCUAAAAGAGCAAGGAUGCACAGUUUUAUCA
This is a messenger RNA of Brachypodium distachyon (stiff brome), 2915 nucleotides long. RefSeq lists its product as uncharacterized. The transcript is spliced from 5 exons. Lineage: Eukaryota; Viridiplantae; Streptophyta; Magnoliopsida; Poales; Poaceae. The record is from RefSeq and is a predicted model, not a curated record. Bases 475 to 2601 code for a protein of 708 amino acids.